This is a messenger RNA of Triticum aestivum (bread wheat), 3753 nucleotides long. RefSeq lists its product as uncharacterized. NCBI's taxonomy places the organism in Eukaryota, Viridiplantae, Streptophyta, Magnoliopsida, Poales, Poaceae. The record is from RefSeq and is a predicted model, not a curated record. Bases 1513 to 2667 code for a protein of 384 amino acids. The transcript is spliced from 13 exons.
AUCACAUGCGACGGCACCAUUCAAACACGCACAAACAUCUAUCGUUGCCUCCCCCCUCCCGCCGCUGUGCCAAGAUGUCCCAGAGUUCCUCGGCGGCGAGACGCACCCGGGCAGUUCCACCACCGCUGCCAUUGAUCAUGUGCCCAGCGUGCACGGGGACGAGGACCAGGUGGUUUGUGUCCGGGACGGACCGUAACCCGGGCAUCCGUUUCUACAAGUGCCCGAACCAGGCAGACGGAGGCCCUUGCGAUUUUUGGCUGUGGGAGGACCAGUACGCGUUCUACAUCAUCGGGGUUGGCAUCAAACUCCUCAUAGAGGCUGCCGGAGGCGGAAGCAACAUCAUGUUCGGGAUGGGCCGCGCCAUGGACGACAUACGCAUCGCAGCUAGGAACACGAUGAUGAUAUGCAUGCUAAUGCUUUUCGUCAUGCUUUCGAAGGCGGCCGGCUGGCAGUAAAUACCACUGUGGUGCCCCCCCCCUCACGUGUGUCGAAAUCUUUGCCUGAUGAAGGGAUUUAGAAAUCCUGCCGCUACAGUUUAAAUUAUUACCUGUAGCACUUAUGUUUUCCAGAGCGCGGGGCAGUCCGCCCAUGUGUAAUCUUGUUCGUUAAUUAGAAUUCAUCAAGCAGGUAAAGUAAACACGGGGGGACGUGUACCGCGCUCCCACCCUAGACGAGACAUAAAUUGCAACGACCGCACGGUCAAAAAACAGACCCAACAGGUCGUACGUGGGGUCAGCUGCUUGAGCGGUCAAACUCAAUCCACCCCCACCCACGCCCUGCCGUAAAUAAUCAAAACUCUGUACCCACACGCUGGGCCACCCCUCGCAUGCGCACAUACACUGCAGAUCGACGGCAGUCUCCAUCACUAGAACAGAGCAAUCGAGGAUCUCGUCGGUGCCUUCAGACGACGGAGCAGGCUGGUAUUCGCCGCGCAGCGAGGUUUUCCCACAGCUAGAUGGAAGAAGAAGAACAACAUCUCAGGCGGGAGAUACAGACCCCGCCCACCAUGGAAAGAGAUGGAGAGCAGCUGGUAGGAGAAGGAGAAGCAGCAGCUCCGUCGGGAUCAACAAGCAGUUCAACUAAACACACACCUAGGAUAGCUAUUCAGAAAGUAAUAGAGGUGGUAGCCGGACUGUCAGAUUACAAAAGAUUCCUAGUUGAGGAGAUUGGAUUUGAGGGUGUACUGCGUAUUCCCAUGAUCCAGAAAAUCAAUCUGAAGUUUAGCAAGUUCCUCAUGACAAAGGUGGAUGUGGAAGAGCACUGCAUCAUCCUGUGAGAUGGCGGAACUCCAAUUCCAUUCUAUCCAGAGGAUUUUCACAAAGUGUUUGGCAUCCCAUGCGGGCAGCGAGACAUCCAUGGAAAAGAUGCAGACACCACACCUGAAGCAAUCGAGGUCAUUAGGAACUCUAUAGGGGGACUGAUAAAUCUGAUCGCAGCUUAAGCUCGCUUGAAGUGUUCAUCGGCAAGGAAAUAAAUGAACUGUCCAGCCGAUUGGAGAAGGAUUCCUUCAAGAUGGCGUUUGUUGUCUUUGUGAUGGGAAAUCUGUUCGCGCCGUGCACCAGGCAUGAUCACUCAACCAUCGACUACUGGGGCGCCAUCAAGGAUGCAGAAAACAUCGCCCUCUUCAAUUGGUGCAAAUAUUCAGUCAAUUUUUUACUUGAAGCAGUCCGCAAACUAAAGUUAGAAAUUGAUGCAAACAUAACACCCAACCACCUCUAUGGGUGUCACCUCUUCCUGCAGGUGUUCGUACUAGACAAUGUUGAACUUGGCAUCAUGAACUUAAAGCAAACAACAAUUCCACGAAUACAUUUAUUCGACGGGGAGACACUGAAACGGAUGAUCCUCGUGUGCUCAGCAAGGAAGCUAGGCAAAACCAUCUUCAUAGCCCCUGAGGCAAGACGUUGGAAUGCCAUGUGCUACACAUGGCACAACUACAUAAACGAGAAGCAUGCCAAGAAGAAAUCAAUGGACCACAAGGCUGAAGGAUCGGCAAACAAGUACGCACUUGUCAUACACAACGCAGACAACAUUCGACAGGGAGACUACAUCAACACUGACACAGCCAUAAGUAACCUUGCACACACACAUGGAAGCAACGUCGAAUUCAGCCCCGGCGACUACGCUCGGUGGAUCCAGAUGCAAAACCCAGAGUUGGCCGCUUCUCCAUUAGGAUGGGCACUGAAACAGCACAAUGCCAAAUGUGUGCAUAUCGCAAACGAAAUGAAAAGGAACAUUGCACGUGAGAACAUUCGAUUCACAAAAAAACUGCUCCAAGUUUAUUCCAACAGACCCAACACGGGAACACCCGCACCCAAUGCUUCUUAUCGCGCUGCCGGAACAACGAAAGGUGUCGACGGCUCAGGCCAACACAAUGUAGAAGCACCGAGCAGACUUGCCAAGCACAUAGUGGGAAGAAGACUGGAGUUGUCAUCUCCAUCCCCAACUCCCGUUAAAUAUGCCAAACCAGUGGUCUUGCCCACCGCCGACCAAUUGUCUACAACACCCACCAGGGGGAAAAACGGCGAACGACAGACAGCGCGCCAGACGCACCACCAUUUGAACUGGACAUCGAUGGCCACAACGAAGCCAGUACGCCUAUCAAGAACGAUGGUAAGGCAACUGCAAUUUCACCUACCUUGGCGACAAAGACGUACUCAGACCAACUAGUAGGGCAGCUCAUGAUGCUGAACGAUGAGAUCGGAGACACCGAGGGGCACAUUGUCUUUGGUCAAGUUAAUGUCGCGGCUGUAACAAAGAUCAAAGUUGCUCACACCCGGUUCACAAAAGACCCAUGGUCCAGUAACAGGAUGGUUCGCAGACACGGCGCAGGGGUCUUGAAAGCCAUCAGAGAAUGGAUGCGGUCAAGAACACCCUAUGAUCUAGCAAGGGAUUGGGUCUCACGCCCCGACCCACGGAUCAUUGCAGUCAGCGGCAAUGCCAUCAAGUCACAAAUAUGCGACGGUUCCGAACUUGACCACGAGUUGGGGUCCCUGAUCUUUCGUCGAAUUGGCCAGAUGGAGUCACAUGCGCACCGUGGCAGCCCCGACGAGCAAUACCGGUUGCUUAUCGAGCCCGAUUUUGCGUGUCAUGCCAUUGCAGGGGAGAACACCACAAGAAUCAUGUCAAUACAAAAAUAAUUCACUGGAGCUGAAGUGAGGUGCAACAUCGCAAACUGUCGGAUGGUUACGAUCCCAGCCGUCAUGCAACACGGGUGGUGCUGCUUCAAUUGGGACGUGAUGGCCCAUGUUAUAACCAUCAUGGACCCAAUGUUAUACCAGACGGAGGACACGUCACGCAAAACUUGCCUUAUGUACGCGGCCGAGAAGAUACAUGACGCCCUUUUCAAUUGCAUCGAAGAAUUCUUCACCGAGUGGCACUGCAGCAGACUUUCAUGGACGAAGAAGACACCUCUACUAUCCACUACAACAUUCACAAGGGCCGAGAGUGUCCUGUGUGUCGCCCACUUACUAAGACACUUCAAUGGGAAUUCACUGGCAAAACCUCUUACAAGGACAGCUAUUGCCAACGAAAGGGACUCACUCCUCAUCGAGCUGAUCCACAUGGAAGGCAACACCGCCCCCCUGCAGCUGGAAGGACUAGACGUUGUCGCCAACGCGCUGAACGAGUUGAUGAAAGACUCAGGGGUUUAGUCGCAGUUCAAAGUGUUAUUUACAAUGUAUCUAGGAGGGUUCUGGGAAACAAAGCAGCACCAUUGUCGCGAAUUACUUAUCUAAUUUUAACCACAUUAUGUAA